AGCAAAGGCUGUUUGAGGCGCAGACAACAUGGCGGCGGAGGAGGCGGAUGUGGACAUAGAGGGAGAUGUGACUGAGUCGUGCAGGGGAACCUACGAAACUCUGGACUCGCCAUUCACCCCCGAUCACUACGUGGAACCCGUGUGGAAACGAGACGACCUACUGACUCCGUGGACCCUGGACAACUCGAUCAGUGAUGAGAACCGCGCCGCCAUCGAGCGAAUGCUGCUGGAGGAGGAAUACUAUUUCUCUAACAAGCCGCCCGCAGGCAAGGUCUGGUCUGAUGCUAAAGAUGGCGACAAGCCCGGCAUCAAAAGGAGUCCACAAAAGAAAGUGGCGCGGGCCCCGGUCAGAUCGCCGUCUAAGCCCGGCAGCAGCGCCGUGAAGUGGAGCGCGGAGGAGAAGGCUCUGUUUGAGCAGGGACUGGCCAAGUAUGGCAGACGUUGGACGAGUAUCGCAAGGCUGAUCGGGAGCCGCACAGUGCUGCAAGUGAAGAGCUACGCCAGGCAGUAUUAUAAGAAUAAGUGUAAAGCGGAAGAUGGAAAGAACGAUUCCAAGGUGGAUUCUGCGGUUCUUCAUCUGCUCCGUCUAGAGGAUGCCGCUGGAGAUGAGCUGUCCGCACUCCGAGGCCGCGCCGAUCCUAACCUCAACGCAGUGAAGAUCGAGACGUUAUCAGACGACGAAGAGAUUGACAUAACUGAUGAGGUGAAGGAGGAGCCUGCCGAUAAUGGAGACCACCCGCUAAUGAUUCUGGCGGAGGAGGUGGGGCCUACAGUCAGUGAACAAGGAGAGGAGGCAAUUACAGAUCCCAUGUGUCAGCUGAUGGACGGUGGACGCUCUCCCCCUGCUCUCAGCGACACUCCAGCCCCCAGUCCUCAAAUGCAGGCGGCGAGUCCUGCCUCUCCACACACCCAGGAGAAGGACGACUGUCCGUCCUCAUUACCGUCCCCUCCACCCUGUGAGCAGGAACAGCUGGAGGAAGUAGACGAGCUGAAACCUCCCGAGCAGGAAGUGGAAAUAGAGCAAGACUUUAUUUCUGAGGAAGAGAAGCAGGCCAUCUCAGAAUUUUUCGAGGGCCGGCCAGCGAAGACUCCAGAGCGUUAUCUCCGGAUUCGCAAUUACAUUCUGGAUCAAUGGAAGAUUUGUAAACCAAACUAUCUAAACAAAACGUCCGUGCGUCCGGGGCUGAGGAACUGCGGAGACGUGAACUGCAUCGGUCGCAUCCACACUUACCUGGAAUUAAUUGGUGCCAUCAACUUUGGCUGUGAGCAAGCUGUCUACAACCGUCCGCGACCGGUGGACAAAACCAAGUCUAAGAUGGGGAAGGACACCUUGGAAGCCUACGAGUUGGCUCACCGCCUGCACUCUAUGCGCACCAGAAGAAGACGUGUCCGAGACCCCCGGGGAAACUGGUGUGAUGCCAGAGAUCUGGAAGGACAGACCUUUGAGCAUCUCUCGGCAGCAGAGGUAGCGAUCAGACGGGAGAAGAUGAAACAGUCAAAGUGUUCCAAAGGAUCGAGACCGUCCAAGAGCUCCUUUGACCCAUUCCAGCUGAUUCCCUGCUCCGACUUUACAGAAGAGAAGCCGGCCCCGUUUCGAGUGAAGGUGUCAGCGGAAGCCAUGUUGAUAUUGGAUUUGCACGCUCACGUAUCCAUGGCGGAGGUUAUCGGCUUAUUGGGUGGAAGUUAUUCAGAGGAUGACGGUAUUAUAGAAAUCUGCGCCGCGGAGCCGUGUAACAGCCUCAGCACCGGACUUCAGUGUGAGAUGGAUCCGGUCUCCCAGACCCAGGCAUCGGAGGCCCUGCACCUGCGCGGCUACAGCGUCAUCGGAUGGUACCACUCUCACCCAGCGUUCGACCCCAACCCUUCAAUCCGAGAUAUCGAUACUCAGGCCAAAUACCAGAGUUAUUUUUCUCGGGGAGGAGCGAAGUUUUUGGGGAUGAUUAUCAGCCCGUAUAAUCGCAGUAACCCCCUGCCCCAGUCUCAGCUCUCCUGCCUGGUGAUAAGUGACGAUCCCAGCGACGAUGGAUCACACAGGAUACCGUACCGGUUUGAUGUAGAACACUUGCCCGGAGAACCUCACUGGGAACUUCUGUUUGAGAAGACAAGAUGGAUCAUUGAGAAGUAUCGCCAUUCCCACAACAGCGUCCCGAUGACCCGGCGCUUUCGACAAGACAGUGAUCUAACGUGUUUACAGAAGCUCCUGUCGUGUUUGAGGAGGACGUUGGUGAGUUCGGCCUGCGCGGUGUUCGCGGAUGAGUUCCUGAGCAGGAUCGAGGACUAUUUCCUGAACAGCUAUACAAAUGUGAAGGAGGAGCAGGAGCCGGGGGAGGUGCUGCCGGCAGAGGACACAGGAGGAGAGUGAGGCUGCUGUCUGAUGGACAUGUCCCGUCCUUGUAUUAACCCUUUAAGGACAGUUCAUCUUUAGCCACCGACUGUAGACUGGGGCCCUUUCACUUCACUUCACUUGUUGUGGGGGUCCCCGGCCAGCAGAUCUAACCAUGCAGGAACUCAAUGCUCGUUUCUUUUGUGCCCACUGAUCCUAUGGGUGGGUCGGGUACCCCAGAGGGAGACAAAUUCUGGUGGUUCUAGUUGGAAGCUCCCUUAAUGUUACCUCAAGUCCUAAUAGUGCGUUAUACAAGGGGUUCUCUGAAAUGCACCAUAUCCAGUGCCUCUGGUAAAAUAUCCAAAUAUAUAAAGGGGUUCAGUAAUCACAGAGGCUGCUGGCACUGAAUAAUUACAUGGUGCCCUUUAUAAUAUUGUGAGAGACGUGAGCGCUCUGUGCACUGUCGCCUCCAUUAUAACGGGGUAUCACUUUAUUCUAUAAGACGGAGGUAAAGAGCGUGCAAUCCGUUCCAGUCACUAAGAUGGUAACUGCCCCACUGACUACUAGGAGCUCGGUCUACAGCAGUGGUGGUCGGCGCAUCGUAGUAUUGGGGGCCUUGGGUGCAGCCCCUAGCGGAGGGCCGAGCACUACAUUCCCGGGCCCCUCUUCCAGCACAGAGGUGUCUGUCAUGCAUGUGCAUGUCUCUCUAUAGUAAAUAGGAAAAGCUGAUGAAUGCCUGAAGCAUGUUGGGAAAGACUUUGUAACCUGACUUUACAACGGAUUUCCAGCUCCCCGGCCCUGAACAGAUCAACCUGGAAACUUUCAAUAAAGUCACAGCAACUCCUACAGUGAUAACCUAAAAGCUCCCAAAUACAGCGUCCUGCUGGCAGGGGAAAAAAAUGAUGUUUACAUAUAUAUCAUCUACCUAAACGGUGGAGCCACUUUGUAAAUACAUUGUAUUACUUACCUUGUACUGAUCCUGUAUUAUACUCCAGAGCUUCACUCACUAUUCUGCUGGGGGAGUCACUGUGUACAUACAGACACAAUAGAAAACUGAUCCAUCAUGGCUCUAGAAGACAUAAUACAACCUGGUCUGUUCAUGAUGGAUGUAUGUGGUUGUAUUAUUGUAACGGAAGCGUUUUUGUAGAUCCAUGACGGAGCAAAAAAAAAA
Molecule: messenger RNA, 3494 nt
Organism: Bufo gargarizans (Asiatic toad)
Lineage: Eukaryota; Metazoa; Chordata; Amphibia; Anura; Bufonidae
Gene: MYSM1
Product: Myb like, SWIRM and MPN domains 1
Exons: 20
Coding region: 29-2362 (777 amino acids)
Biological process (GO): double-strand break repair
Cellular component (GO): BRISC complex; BRCA1-A complex
Molecular function (GO): metallopeptidase activity; polyubiquitin modification-dependent protein binding
Source: RefSeq, a predicted model, not a curated record